CAGACGACGUCCGCUGCUGCUGGCCGGUCCCCUUGCGCCAUGUUCUUUGACUGUUACAGCUCGCUCAUGACGACCGCCCUCGGUCCCUGAACUUACUACCCCUUAGUCAAGCGCUGAACUACCGACAUCUACGGGCGGGCAGCGGUCAGCACGAAAGAAUGCCGUCAGCCAAAACCUGAAGCUUGUUCGGUCUGUGCCCCCGUCUCCCGCUCCACCCUCCCUCCCUCCGCGCCGAUGUCGUCCAUGGACAGACUGACCGAAACGGAGAGCGCUGUCGCUGACUGGACAACUGUGUCUACUUUCCCCGAACGACCGUCGACAAACCUGAGCGAUUGCAGGACGCCAUCGACGAGUUACGACAUCGAUUACGGACCAUUUACGCACGAUGACGUUUUCUGGGCGUCCGCGGACACCCAUUGGGCGGUAGACUGGCAGACCGCCGCGGAAGAGAAGUGUGUUUCUGAGAUGUUGAGCCCUCCGUCACCAUGGAUGCACCCAAGUUCUGACAGAAAUGGAGGACAUGAUGCACAUGACGUCUACGAUUGGUCGUGGUAUGGUACGUCGGAUGAUCCUUUUAACCAAAAACGUGACAACACUUGGUCGGCGACAGGACCAGCUCCUCGCAAGCAACGGCGAGAACGGACCACGUUCACGCGGGCCCAGUUGGACGUGCUCGAGGCGCUGUUCAGCAAGACGCGCUACCCGGACAUCUUCAUGCGCGAGGAGGUAGCGCUCAAGAUCAACCUUCCGGAGUCCAGGGUGCAGGUCUGGUUCAAGAACCGGCGGGCCAAGUGCCGCCAGCAGCAGCAACAGCAGCAGAACGGCUCGGCCUCCUCCAAGCCUCGCCCAAAGAAGGCCAAGAGUCCCGCGCCCUCCUCGAGCCCGACAUCGUCGAGUCGCGGCGAGUCCCCGUACAAGCCCUCGGCGCUGGUCGCCGCCUCCCCGCUGGCCAGCGCGGCGGCGUCGCCGCUGCACCAACAGGCCAGCUCCAUCUGGAGUCCCGCGGCCAUAGGGCCGGCCGUGGCCGAGCUCAUGGCCGGAGCCGCAGCCCACCAGCGGUCUCCCUACCACACGGGCACCUCGUCCGCCUCCUCUCACGUCGUCCAGGGACCCGCCGUGUCGGCGAGCCAGGCGGCCCUCUCCGGCGGAGGGCCUCAGCACGGCCCACCUCACUCGCUCCAGUCGGGAGGUUGCUACGCCCCCGCGGGACAUUACGCGUCGCCCUACUACGGCAGCAUGGACUACCUGAGCGGGCCCAUGCACCAGACGCCGCCCCCACCCCAUCCGUCGUCGCUCCAAGGCCCGCACCCGACGUCCCACCACCAGGACCGGCCCGGGACGCUGAGUACGAGGACGCCGCCUGCGGGCGACUGCCUGGAGUACGGCGUGUCGUCGGCUGGGGACAAAGGAAGCGGCGGUGCUCCCUGGAAGUUCCAAGUUCUCUGAGGGCCAAGAAAAAGGAGACAACAAAAAGAAGGAAGCCCGCGGUGCGCGUCGUGCAUGUGUUGCGGGUGAACGCGCGCGUGUUCCGAUCACGUCUCGCCUGCAGAAUGUGCGCGCCCUCUUGUGAUACGCCCGGGACAAUCGCAUCGCUUCGUCACAUCUCCUGUGUGUGUGUGUGUGCGUGUACAUAAGGAACAUUUUGUAGAGGGCGCCACCGUCGACCGUGACGUCGAAGCUCCCGCAUGCGAUGGGCGCGUCUCGUGUGGACCUCGCGUGGCGCGGACAGUUUGCCGCGAGCAGAAAGGAGCAGGAGGAGAAGUAGGGGAAGAGGAAAAAAAUGGGAGAUGGGCUCCCGAACCUUUUUCCCGUCUCUCCUCUCCAUCUUUUUAUCUCCAUCAGCCACCACUAAAAUACGUCAGCAGCCACCAACUAGCAGCGGCAACCAGCUGCGGCCACAACAGCAUCGCGAGCAGCAUUGACAUCGGCAUCAGCAAGACGCCGCGAUGGUUCGCCUGCUCUUUGGAAGGUAGCCCUGUGUUGUGCGCAAAGCAAACAAGCGCUUCGUCUUGUGUCGCUACCGAGGACGCUCGACUUUCAGCUAAGCUCUUAUUUAAGCUGUAAAUAAAAAUCGAAAGAAAACACAAAAGAGCGAGUCGGAUGGAAAAUUGUGCUGGACUCGAGUCACUUUGCAGCGGCCAUGCGCGUUGCGUCUGACGCCGUACUGAUGUGCAUGCGAGUGCCGUUUCCCGGCAUUCCGGGGGCUGCAACGGAAGCAUGGAGAUGUAGAAUAACGUGGGCGUGGCUAAAUCAGGAAGCACUUUCUUAUCGCCUGCAACGUUCAGAACGAAGACGCAUACCCUUCAUUACAGACAAUAUAGGCUUCGUGAGGUCGCCCAGCGAAGGGGGUACCCAUUGGUUAACCCUUUAACUGGCAGCUCAGCUAUAUUGUCGAUAUUACAAAAAUGACUGCAAAAUUUAUACAACAUCAAAUAUUAGAAUGUGCCUGUCAUCUUACAUUAAUUUGUGCCUGCUAAACAGUGGUAAUCGCAAAGAUGUCGACCGUAAGCAGCAGCAGAUAUUUUGGUGACGAAACUCGGAACACCUCGUCGGUAUCGACGUGUGGUGGUCGUGCUAUCGCUAAUGAGAAUUUUUUUUUCCUUUUUUUUGUCUCCUUUGAUGUGGAUCUCAAGAACUCGCAUUUACCUUGCCAAAGCAAGUACCAAACACAAGUUUUGGACCAUACGUUGGCCUCUAAUCAGCUGGUCAACAAUAUUUUUGACACGCUUUAUGUCACUUAGUCUUCAGAGAAACCCUGUCAUAUGUCAUUUGGUAUGUAUUUGAACAACAUCAAAAAGAAAUAAAGAAAUAAAAACGUUCUAGGUAA
Messenger RNA from Dermacentor andersoni, 2827 nucleotides. RefSeq lists its product as uncharacterized. Gene Ontology annotation, cellular component: nucleus. The record is from RefSeq and is a predicted model, not a curated record. NCBI's taxonomy places the organism in Eukaryota, Metazoa, Arthropoda, Arachnida, Ixodida, Ixodidae. Gene Ontology annotation, biological process: regulation of transcription by RNA polymerase II. Gene Ontology annotation, molecular function: RNA polymerase II cis-regulatory region sequence-specific DNA binding; DNA-binding transcription factor activity, RNA polymerase II-specific.